This is a messenger RNA of Closterium sp. NIES-65, 7059 nucleotides long. Lineage: Eukaryota; Viridiplantae; Streptophyta; Zygnematophyceae; Desmidiales; Closteriaceae. The record is from the annotation of a GenBank genome assembly.
AUGGCUGUCGCUGCCGCCUCCGCGGCGCUGGCUCACGGCGAGCCGAACACGGCGGAGGCGGAAGCCUUGCGCCAGAUCGGCGCAAUGGAGGCGCUGCUAGCGCGCGCGGACGAACAUAUCACAUCCAUCGCCGCCUGCGGCACUCGCGGGGGGCCCACGCGCGCGCAGCUCCCCGCGCUGACGGCGGGCGCGCAGAACGCGCUGGCGGCGCUUGGGGGCGUGGAGCGGGAGUUGCGGUCGCUGGCGGAAGAGAUGGCGGAGGGCAACGAGUGCGCGGUUGGGGCCCGCGAGGAGGGCGGCGGAGGCGGAAGCGAAAGCUUUGCGCAGAGAGUCCCCGUGUGGCAGCAGGUGCAGGCGGCCCUGCAGCAGCUGCACCAGGCGCAUCCAGUACUGCGGCAGCGGUUGCGCCAUGCCACCAUGACGGCUCAACACAAUCUCACGCGGCAAGCACACAAGGAGAGAGACGAGCUGCUAGGGGCAGGACGAGAGGCAUCGUUGCGGCGAAGAAAACUAGAAUCAGCAGCACAGAUGGCAGCAGCAGCUGAGGAGGUCACUUCCACGCUCCGACGAACACGACACGUCAUGGAACAGCUCCUUUGGAUGGGCGCUGGUCUCCCAUCUAACCACGGCAUCGUGCAUCCCUCCCUCCAUUCUCCUCAUGCCAUCCCUCCCUCCAUUCUCCUCAUGCCAUCCCUCCCUCCAUUCUCCUCAUGCCAUCCCUCCCUCCAUUCUCCUCAUGCCAUCCCUCCCUCCAUUCUCCUCAUGCCAUCCCUCCCUCCAUUCUCCUCAUGGCAUCCCUCCCUCCAUUCUCCUCAUGGCAUCCCUCCCUCCAUUCUUCUCAUGGCAUCCCUCCCUCCAUUCUCCUCAUGGCAUCCCUCCCUCCAUUCUCCUCAUGGCAUCCCUCCCUCCAUUCUUCUCAUGGCAUCCCUCCCUCCAUUCUCCUCAUGGCAUCCCUCCCUCCAUUCUCCUCAUGGCAUCCCUCCCUCCAUUCUCCUCAUGGCAUCCCUCCCUCCAUUCUCCUCAUGGCAUCCCUCCCUCCAUUCUCCUCAUGGCAUCCCUCCCUCCAUUCUCCUCAUGGCAUCCCUCCCUCCAUUCUCCUCAUGGCAUCCCUCCCUCCAUUCUCCUCAUGGCAUCCCUCCCUCCAUUCUCCUCAUGGCAUCCCUCCCUCCAUUCUCCUCAUGGCAUCCCUCCCUCCAUUCUCCUCAUGGCAUCCCUCCCUCCAUUCUUCUCAUGGCAUCCCUCCCUCCAUUCUCCUCAUGGCAUCCCUCCCUCCAUUCUCCUCAUGGCAUCCCUCCCUCCAUUCUCCUCAUGGCAUCCUUCCCUCCAUUCUCCUCAUGGCAUCCCUCCCUCCAUUCUCCUCAUGGCAUCCCUCCCUCCAUUCUCCUCAUCACAUCCCUCCCUCCAUUCUCCUCAUGGCAUCCCUCCCUCCAUUCUCCUCAUGGCAUCCCUCCCUCCAUUCUCCUCAUGGCAUCCCUCCCUCCAUUCUCCUCAUGGCAUCCCUCCCUCCAUUCUCCUCAUGGCAUCCCUCCCUCCAUUCUUCUCAUGGCAUCCCUCCCUCCAUUCUUCUCAUGGCAUCCCUCCCUCCAUUCUUCUCAUGGCAUCCCUCCCUCUAUUCUUCUCAUGGCAUCCCUCCCUCCAUUCUCCUCAUGGCAUCCCUCCCUCCAUUCUCCUCAUGGCAUCCCUCCCUCCAUUCUCCUCAUGGCAUCCCUCCCUCCAUUCUCCUCAUGGCAUCCCUCCCUCCAUUCUCCUCAUGGCAUCCCUCCCUCCAUUCUCCUCAUGGAAUCCCUCCCUCCAUUCUCCUCAUGGCAUCCCUCCCUCCAUUCUCCUCAUGGCAUCCCUCCCUCCAUUCUCCUCAUGGCAUCCCUCCCUCCAUUCUCCUCAUGGCAUCCCUCCCUCCAUUCUCCUCAUGGCAUCCCUCCCUCCAUUCUUCUCAUGGCAUCCCUCCCUCCAUUCUCCUCAUGGCAUCCCUCCCUCCAUUCUCCUCAUGGCAUCCCUCCCUCCAUUCUCCUCAUGGCAUCCCUCCCUCCAUUCUCCUCAUGGCAUCCCUCCCUCCAUUCUUCUCAAGGCAUCCCUCCCUCCAUUCUCCUCAUGGCAUCCCUCCCUCCAUUCUCCUCAUGGCAUCCCUCCCUCCAUUCUCCUCAUGGCAUCCCUCCCUCCAUUCUCCUCAUGGCAUCCCUCCCUCCAUUCUUCUCAUGGCAUCCCUCCCUCCAUUCUUCUCAUGGCAUCCCUCCCUCCAUUCUUCUCAUGGCAUCCCUCCCUCCAUUCUUCUCAUGGCAUCCCUCCCUCCAUUUUCCUCAUGGCAUCCCUCCCUCCAUUCUCCUCAUGGCAUCCCUCCCUCCAUUCUCCUCAUGGCAUCCCUCCCUCCAUUCUCCUCAUGGCAUCCCUCCCUCCAUUCUUCUCAUGGCAUCCCUCCCUCCAUUCUUCUCAUGGCAUCCCUCCCUCCAUUCUUCUCAUGGCAUCCCUCCCUCCAUUCUUCUCAUGGCAUCCCUCCCUCCAUUUUCCUCAUGGCAUCCCUCCCUUCAUUCUCCUCAUGGCAUCCCUCCCUCCAUUCUCCUCAUGGCAUCCCUCCCUCCAUUCUCCUCAUGGCAUCCCUCCCUCCAUUCUCCUCAUGGAAUCCCUCCCUCCAUUCUCCUCAUGGCAUCCCUCCCUCCAUUCUCCUCAUGGCAUCCCUCCCUCCAUUCUCCUCAUGGCAUCCCUCCCUCCAUUCUCCUCAUGGCAUCCCUCCCUCCAUUCUCCUCAUGGCAUCCCUCCCUCCAUUCUCCUCAUGGCAUCCCUCCCUCCAUUCUCCUCAUGGCAUCCCUCCCUCCAUUCUCCUCAUGGCAUCCCUCCCUCCAUUCUUCUCAUGGCAUCCCUCCCUCCAUUCUCCUCAUGGCAUCCCUCCCUCCAUUCUUCUCAUGGCAUCCCUCCCUCCAUUCUCCUCAUGGCAUCCCUCCCUCCAUUCUCCUCAUGGCAUCCCUCCCUCCAUUCUUCUCAUGGCAUCCCUCCCUCCAUUCUCCUCAUGGCAUCCCUCCCUCCAUUCUCCUCAUGGCAUCCCUCCCUCCAUUCUCCUCAUGGCAUCCCUCCCUCCAUUCUCCUCACGGCAUCCCUCCCUCCAUUCUCCUCGUGGCAUCCCUCCCUCCAUUCUCCUCAUGGCAUCCCUCCCUCCAUUCUCCUCAUGGCAUCCCUCCCUCCAUUCUCCUCAUGGCAUCCCUCCCUCCAUUCUCCUCAUCACAUCCCUCCCUCCAUUCUCCUCAUGGCAUCCCUCCCUCCAUUCUCCUCAUGGCAUCCCUCCCUCCAUUCUCCUCAUGGCAUCCCUCCCUCCAUUCUCCUCAUGGCAUCCCUCCCUCCAUUCUCCUCAUGGCAUCCCUCCCUCCAUUCUCCUCAUGGCAUCCCUCCCUCCAUUCUUCUCAUGGCAUCCCUCCCUCCAUUCUUCUCAUGGCAUCCCUCCCUCCAUUCUUCUCAUGGCAUCCCUCCCUCUAUUCUUCUCAUGGCAUCCCUCCCUCCAUUCUCCUCAUGGCAUCCCUCCCUCCAUUCUCCUCAUGGCAUCCCUCCCUCCAUUCUCCUCAUGGCAUCCCUCCCUCCAUUCUCCUCAUGGCAUCCCUCCCUCCAUUCUCCUCAUGGCAUCCCUCCCUCCAUUCUCCUCAUGGAAUCCCUCCCUCCAUUCUCCUCAUGGCAUCCCUCCCUCCAUUCUCCUCAUGGCAUCCCUCCCUCCAUUCUCCUCAUGGCAUCCCUCCCUCCAUUCUCCUCAUGGCAUCCCUCCCUCCAUUCUCCUCAUGGCAUCCCUCCCUCCAUUCUUCUCAUGGCAUCCCUCCCUCCAUUCUCCUCAUGGCAUCCCUCCCUCCAUUCUCCUCAUGGCAUCCCUCCCUCCAUUCUCCUCAUGGCAUCCCUCCCUCCAUUCUCCUCAUGGCAUCCCUCCCUCCAUUCUCCUCAUGGCAUCCCUCCCUCCAUUCUCCUCAUGGCAUCCCUCCCUCCAUUCUUCUCAUGGCAUCCCUCCCUCCAUUCUCCUCAUGGCAUCCCUCCCUCCAUUCUCCUCAUGGCAUCCCUCCCUCCAUUCUCCUCAUGGCAUCCUUCCCUCCAUUCUCCUCAUGGCAUCCCUCCCUCCAUUCUCCUCAUGGCAUCCCUCCCUCCAUUCUCCUCAUCACAUCCCUCCCUCCAUUCUCCUCAUGGCAUCCCUCCCUCCAUUCUCCUCAUGGCAUCCCUCCCUCCAUUCUCCUCAUGGCAUCCCUCCCUCCAUUCUCCUCAUGGCAUCCCUCCCUCCAUUCUCCUCAUGGCAUCCCUCCCUCCAUUCUUCUCAUGGCAUCCCUCCCUCCAUUCUUCUCAUGGCAUCCCUCCCUCCAUUCUUCUCAUGGCAUCCCUCCCUCUAUUCUUCUCAUGGCAUCCCUCCCUCCAUUCUCCUCAUGGCAUCCCUCCCUCCAUUCUCCUCAUGGCAUCCCUCCCUCCAUUCUCCUCAUGGCAUCCCUCCCUCCAUUCUCCUCAUGGCAUCCCUCCCUCCAUUCUCCUCAUGGCAUCCCUCCCUCCAUUCUCCUCAUGGAAUCCCUCCCUCCAUUCUCCUCAUGGCAUCCCUCCCUCCAUUCUCCUCAUGGCAUCCCUCCCUCCAUUCUCCUCAUGGCAUCCCUCCCUCCAUUCUCCUCAUGGCAUCCCUCCCUCCAUUCUCCUCAUGGCAUCCCUCCCUCCAUUCUUCUCAUGGCAUCCCUCCCUCCAUUCUCCUCAUGGCAUCCCUCCCUCCAUUCUCCUCAUGGCAUCCCUCCCUCCAUUCUCCUCAUGGCAUCCCUCCCUCCAUUCUCCUCAUGGCAUCCCUCCCUCCAUUCUUCUCAUGGCAUCCCUCCCUCCAUUCUCCUCAUGGCAUCCCUCCCUCCAUUCUCCUCAUGGCAUCCCUCCCUCCAUUCUCCUCAUGGCAUCCCUCCCUCCAUUCUCCUCAUGGCAUCCCUCCCUCCAUUCUUCUCAUGGCAUCCCUCCCUCCAUUCUUCUCAUGGCAUCCCUCCCUCCAUUCUUCUCAUGGCAUCCCUCCCUCCAUUCUUCUCAUGGCAUCCCUCCCUCCAUUUUCCUCAUGGCAUCCCUCCCUCCAUUCUCCUCAUGGCAUCCCUCCCUCCAUUCUCCUCAUGGCAUCCCUCCCUCCAUUCUCCUCAUGGCAUCCCUCCCUCCAUUCUUCUCAUGGCAUCCCUCCCUCCAUUCUUCUCAUGGCAUCCCUCCCUCCAUUCUUCUCAUGGCAUCCCUCCCUCCAUUCUUCUCAUGGCAUCCCUCCCUCCAUUUUCCUCAUGGCAUCCCUCCCUUCAUUCUCCUCAUGGCAUCCCUCCCUCCAUUCUCCUCAUGGCAUCCCUCCCUCCAUUCUCCUCAUGGCAUCCCUCCCUCCAUUCUCCUCAUGGAAUCCCUCCCUCCAUUCUCCUCAUGGCAUCCCUCCCUCCAUUCUCCUCAUGGCAUCCCUCCCUCCAUUCUCCUCAUGGCAUCCCUCCCUCCAUUCUCCUCAUGGCAUCCCUCCCUCCAUUCUCCUCAUGGCAUCCCUCCCUCCAUUCUCCUCAUGGCAUCCUUCCCUCCAUUCUCCUCAUGGCAUCCCUCCCUCCAUUCUCCUCAUGGCAUCCCUCCCUCCAUUCUCCUCAUCACAUCCCUCCCUCCAUUCUCCUCAUGGCAUCCCUCCCUCCAUUCUCCUCAUGGCAUCCCUCCCUCCAUUCUCCUCAUGGCAUCCCUCCCUCCAUUCUCCUCAUGGCAUCCCUCCCUCCAUUCUCCUCAUGGCAUCCCUCCCUCCAUUCUUCUCAUGGCAUCCCUCCCUCCAUUCUUCUCAUGGCAUCCCUCCCUCCAUUCUUCUCAUGGCAUCCCUCCCUCUAUUCUUCUCAUGGCAUCCCUCCCUCCAUUCUCCUCAUGGCAUCCCUCCCUCCAUUCUCCUCAUGGCAUCCCUCCCUCCAUUCUCCUCAUGGCAUCCCUCCCUCCAUUCUCCUCAUGGCAUCCCUCCCUCCAUUCUCCUCAUGGCAUCCCUCCCUCCAUUCUCCUCAUGGAAUCCCUCCCUCCAUUCUCCUCAUGGCAUCCCUCCCUCCAUUCUCCUCAUGGCAUCCCUCCCUCCAUUCUCCUCAUGGCAUCCCUCCCUCCAUUCUCCUCAUGGCAACCCUCCCUCCAUUCUCCUCAUGGCAUCCCUCCCUCCAUUCUUCUCAUGGCAUCCCUCCCUCCAUUCUCCUCAUGGCAUCCCUCCCUCCAUUCUCCUCAUGGCAUCCCUCCCUCCAUUCUCCUCAUGGCAUCCCUCCCUCCAUUCUCCUCAUGGCAUCCCUCCCUCCAUUCUUCUCAUGGCAUCCCUCCCUCCAUUCUCCUCAUGGCAUCCCUCCCUCCAUUCUCCUCAUGGCAUCCCUCCCUCCAUUCUCCUCAUGGCAUCCCUCCCUCCAUUCUCCUCAUGGCAUCCCUCCCUCCAUUCUUCUCAUGGCAUCCCUCCCUCCAUUCUUCUCAUGGCAUCCCUCCCUCCAUUCUUCUCAUGGCAUCCCUCCCUCCAUUCUUCUCAUGGCAUCCCUCCCUCCAUUUUCCUCAUGGCAUCCCUCCCUCCAUUCUCCUCAUGGCAUCCCUCCCUCCAUUCUCCUCAUGGCAUCCCUCCCUCCAUUCUCCUCAUGGCAUCCCUCCCUCCAUUCUUCUCAUGGCAUCCCUCCCUCCAUUCUUCUCAUGGCAUCCCUCCCUCCAUUCUUCUCAUGGCAUCCCUCCCUCCAUUCUUCUCAUGGCAUCCCUCCCUCCAUUUUCCUCAUGGCAUCCCUCCCUUCAUUCUCCUCAUGGCAUCCCUCCCUCCAUUCUCCUCAUGGCAUCCCUCCCUCCAUUCUCCUCAUGGCAUCCCUCCCUCCAUUCUCCUCAUGGAAUCCCUCCCUCCAUUCUCCUCAUGGCAUCCCUCCCUCCAUUCUCCUCAUGGCAUCCCUCCCUCCAUUCUCCUCAUGGCAUCCCUCCCUCCAUUCUCCUCAUGGCAUCCCUCCCUCCAUUCUCCUCAUGGCAUCCCUCCCUCCAUUCUUCUCAUGGCAUCCCUCCCUCCAUUCUCCUCAUGGCAUCCCUCCCUCCAUUCUUCUGAUGGCAUCCCUCUCCCUCCAUUCCUCUGAUGGCAUCCCUCUCCCUCCAUUCUUCUGA